AUGGUGAUGCCGCGAGUGGCCACUGGCUUCAUCUCCUUCCUCUCGCUGCAGGUCUUCAGGACCUUGGCAUACUCGAUGAUCCCGAAGCAGACAUCCUCGCUUCUUUGGAUGGACGUCACGAUGUUCUGCGUCACAGUGAUCAUGUUUGCCAGCGUCCUGGAGAAUGUCCUUGCGCAGGCUAUGCGUGCCACGGUGUCGACCUACUCGGCUCGCUUCGUGGAUGACGUCUCCCGGGUCAGCUUCCCGCUUGUAGGUGUCGUGGUGCUCACGGUGCUUUUCGUCAUGGGGGCUGCGAACAUCGACACAACGUGGAUCAUGAUCGUCGCUCUCUGCAUCACGUGUGGUUGGCUGGUGGCAUUCGGGGCUGCCGUGUUUCUCUAUGUGCGAUACCUCCCUCACCGGCUGAUGAGCAUCCUGAUCCGGCAGAUCUCGUCCUCAGACUUCCGAUACCAGAAGGCCAUGGUUCUUGACCAGAAAGAGCUCGCGUUGAUCUUUCGCACCUUCGACGACGACGGCACAGGUGACCUCAGUGCCGAAGAGGUCAUCGAGAGCUUCGAGGCCCGAGGCCUUCGCUUCAAGGACUCCAUGGAGCACAACCCGGCGGCGGAUUUAGGGGGCACUUCAUUUGCAGCCCCACUGCCAAGUUGA
This is a messenger RNA of Symbiodinium necroappetens, 648 nucleotides long. The record is from the annotation of a GenBank genome assembly. Lineage: Eukaryota; Dinophyceae; Suessiales; Symbiodiniaceae.